Molecule: messenger RNA, 321 nt
Organism: Letharia lupina
Lineage: Eukaryota; Fungi; Ascomycota; Lecanoromycetes; Lecanorales; Parmeliaceae
Exons: 3
Coding region: 1-321 (106 amino acids)
Source: RefSeq, a predicted model, not a curated record
AUGCAUUUCCAACCCUCGGUCAUCGCCGUCUUCGCGGCAAUGCUCACUGUGACCAUCGCAGCGCCAACAUCUGGCUCUGAAAUCAAAGAGAAGCGAGUGGCAGCUCCUGGCGAUCCAGGCAAAGACUAUGUCUACCCGUUCAAAACCUACCCGGAGGAAGAGAAGCGAUCCGAUCCAGCCAAAGACUACGUUUACCCGUUCAAAACCUACCCGGGAGAGGAAAAACGAUCCGAUCCAGCCAAAGACUAUAUCUACCCGUUCAAAACCUACCCGGAAGACGAGAAGCGCGCUGCGGCUCAGGAGUUCGAGGAGGGCAAAUAG